Dipodomys ordii (Ord's kangaroo rat) is the source of this 996-nucleotide messenger RNA. RefSeq names its product hyaluronan and proteoglycan link protein 3 (gene Hapln3). Gene Ontology annotation, molecular function: hyaluronic acid binding. Gene Ontology annotation, biological process: cell adhesion. The record is from RefSeq and is a predicted model, not a curated record. Lineage: Eukaryota; Metazoa; Chordata; Mammalia; Rodentia; Heteromyidae.
AUGCACACCCCCAGCCUGGCUCAGGAUUCCGACUUGGCCGUGACACAGUCGCCUGCCUGUCGGGUGCUGCUGCCCCUGCCGCUGUCCCCACAGGCCUGCGCCUCCGGCUUGUCCUUCCACAAUGGCUUCUGCUACAGCGGCACCCCAGGCUGGGACCUGGGCGGCAGCCCUGGCGCCGGUGAGUCCCGGCCUCCUGCUGCCUCUUCAGUAGUGGAGACCCCUGAGGGGACCCUGUUCACCCAUCCAGGGGCCCGGGUGACCCUGCACUGCCGUUAUUGCUACGAGCCAGCCGUGCGUGUCAAAUGGUGGGAGCUGUCGGAGCCCCGGGCCUCUGAGCACGAUGUGCUGGCUGCCACCGGCCACAGGCAGCACUCCUUCGGGGCCUACCAAGGCGGAGCAGGACUGUGGCAGGACGCGGUGCGGGAGGUCUCUCUGGAGCCCCGGGAGGACUCGGGGCGCUACCGCGGUGAGGCCACGGACGGGCUGGAGGGCCAGAGUGGCCUGCUGGAGCUGGAGCUUCGCCGCGUGGUCUUUCCCUGCCAGUCCUCACGGGGGCGCUACCGGCUCACGUUCCUCGAGGCCCAGGAGGUCUGCCAGGUGGCUUCCUUCCAGCAGCUCUUCUGGGCCUGGGAGGCGGGGCUGGACGGGUGCAGCAUGGGCUGGCUGUGGGAGGCGCCCACGCAGUACCCCAUCAUGCUGUCCUGGCCGCCCUGCGGGGGCCCGGGCCUGGCCCCCGGCUUGCGCAGCUAGGGACGCCUGCACCACUUCGACGUCUUCUGCUUCGCCCCGGCCCUCAGGGGGCGGGUGUACUACCUGGAGCACCCCAGAACGCUGACCCUGACGGAGGCCAGGGAGGCCUGCCGGGAAGAUGGCGCCUGCACAGACAGGGUGGGCCAGCUCUUUGCCUCUUGGACGUCCGGCGGCCUGGACGACGGUGGGCGAGCCAGGUGGGUGGUGGUCGGAGAGCUCUCUCCGUUGCUUCUGUUGCGCUUUUGA